UGCAUAGCUUCAGCAAUAGUCAUGGCUAAUCUUUUAUAUUUGUUUCUUCUGCAUUUAUGUCAUCUUCCUUGCAUUGACUUGUGAGUUAAGACUAGAAUUUUGAUUCAUUUUAUUUAAGUGGCCCCUUUUUUUACCCUCUUCCCUGCUUUAUCUCUAUUAUUUCCUUUGUACGUUUGCCUCCUUCUGCUUGGUGUGGAUAUGUAAAAUGUUCAAUAUAUUUGAAUUUCAACCUCCCAGUUUUCCUGACUUUUGAGAUAUAUAUUUGAGACAGGCUAGGUCCUUAUUUUGAAAUGAUUCAAUGGCAACUUUUGGACUUAGAUGUUUAUACUGUCUUGUUUUCUUUAAUGUAGGGGUUACAAGCGAUUUUUCAGACGAGCAAUGCUUGAAUCAUCGGAUUACCUUAAGGAUGAUUGCUUGAAAAUUAAUUGUACUGUUGGAGUAGUAGUUUCCGCAACAAAUUGUUCCCAGUUAAACUCAAUUCAGGUUCCAGAGUCUGAUAUAGGAGCUCAUUUUGGCAUGCUGCUCGACAAUAUGGAAGGUUCAGAUGUUAUUUUUAACGUGGCAGGGGAAAAAUUCCAUGCUCACAAAUUGGUGUUGUCUGCCCGAUCUCCUUUUUUUCGAUCUAAAUUUUUUGAUGAUGGCGUAGAGGAAGAUGAACAAGAGAUUGUCAUUUCUGAUCUAGAACCUGUGGUUUUCAAGGCUAUGCUGCACUUCAUAUACCGAGAUACUCUCACUGAAGAUGUGGACAUGGCAACUUCUAGCUCUUCUCCUGUCUGCUCCGUGUCUGAAACAUUAACAACAAAGCUGCUAGCUGCAGCAGACAGGUAUGGUAUGGACAGACUCAGACUGAUGUGCGAGUCUCAUCUCUGCAAGGAUAUAUCUGUGAAUUCUGUUUCCAGCAUCCUUGCCUUGGCUGAUGGUCAUCACGCAACAGAGUUAAAAGCUGUUUGCCUAAAAUUCGCUGCUGAAAACCUUGCAGCUGUAAUGCGGUCAGAUGGCUUUACCUACCUCAAGGAGAACUGCCCAUCACUGCAAUCAGAGUUACUGAAGACGGUGGCAGGUUGUGAGGAGGAUUGCAGCAGUGAAGGUGGAAAGUCACGGAGUGUAUGGGCCCAACUUUCAGAUGGUUGUGACACCAAUGGCCGAAGAGUCAGACAAAGAACCUAGUAUCUGGACAUCCAGCUGAUCUUUGUAAAUGAGGGUGAAGACGGAAAAAAAUGCAGAAUAGAAAGCAAAAAAACGUUGUGUAACAUAGGAGGGCCUGCCAUGUUUUUCAGUUUGAACUGGUGGUAGAUUGCGGGUAUGUAUUGUAAGCUGUCAUGUUGAUAACCAUAAGCUGUGUUGUUUACUCAUGUUCUGAGUAUGUAUGGAACAUGGCUUGUGAAA
This is a messenger RNA of Populus trichocarpa (black cottonwood), 1386 nucleotides long. Its product is annotated as BTB/POZ and MATH domain-containing protein 4. The record is from RefSeq and is a predicted model, not a curated record. The transcript has 3 exons. Gene Ontology annotation, biological process: protein ubiquitination. Gene Ontology annotation, molecular function: protein binding. The coding region runs from base 379 to 1167 and encodes 262 amino acids. Lineage: Eukaryota; Viridiplantae; Streptophyta; Magnoliopsida; Malpighiales; Salicaceae.